AUGUUGCAUUUGGGUUUACCACGUAACAGUACUCUAUGUCUAGAAUACCAGGUGUCCCUGCUAGAUGUAAUUCCCGAAUAUAUAUCUCUUGGCCACAUGCUCCCUCAGGAAAUCCAACCAGAAUGGAUGAAGAAUGCUGUCCAUUUGAUGCUUCAUUCUGCAGUAGAGCAGGUACUUAUUCUUGGAGAGACCAAAGUAGAUAAGCUUGCUGAAGGCGGCCCAGCAAAAGGCAUGGAUCCACCUUCGGGAUACCGCAAGAUCCUCUUCACUUCAUUUGGAAAGAGACGUCUCCGUCGAAAAUCUAAGGCGGCUUUGUGCCGGGUUUCCCUAUUUGAACUUGAAGGCCACAUCCUGGAGCUACUAGAAGAUGCAAUGAGCGUGCUAGAGGCUCCACUUCUUCGACGGCUCGAGCUGGAAAAUGCCGGGUGGUGUGAAUGUGAGCGAGAACAACUCAGUUAA
Molecule: messenger RNA, 459 nt
Organism: Ophidiomyces ophidiicola
Lineage: Eukaryota; Fungi; Ascomycota; Eurotiomycetes; Onygenales; Onygenaceae
Exons: 2
Coding region: 1-459 (152 amino acids)
Source: RefSeq, a predicted model, not a curated record